AUGACUACGACCUUGGGACCCAAGUUAAAGUUUGUGAUGCCUCCCAAAAAGAUUGUCGUAAACGAAGAGAUUCUUGAAGGGAAUUGCGAUCCAGAAUUGAGAUAAUGGAGUCUUUCCAAAGUGGAACGCAAAGUAAGUUUUGCAGCUUCGACUCUGGUAUUCCUCAGAUACUCAGAAGAGGAAAUUACACAUUUUAGAUAAAGAUUGAGAUCCUAAUUACAAUGUAGUAUAGAGUCGAUCGAGUCUUCAUAUUUAAAUCCAUAAUUGUGUAGUUUGGGCAAAUCCAACAGAAGGAAGUCCUGCUUCAAGGAAUACGAUGAUCAAUUCAAUUGA
Messenger RNA from Paramecium octaurelia, 333 nucleotides. Lineage: Eukaryota; Ciliophora; Oligohymenophorea; Peniculida; Parameciidae. The record is from the annotation of a GenBank genome assembly.